This is a messenger RNA of Symbiodinium sp. CCMP2592, 3003 nucleotides long. NCBI's taxonomy places the organism in Eukaryota, Dinophyceae, Suessiales, Symbiodiniaceae. The record is from the annotation of a GenBank genome assembly.
AUGCCAGGUGAGCAAGUGGAUGCAGGUCAAUCUGAAACCUGGGCAAGGGUAUGGGAUGAGCUUCGAUCCCAGCAGUCACUGGCCUCUGUCAUCAAUGAUCCCCUUCGUGGCAGCCGCCUUCUGCGUGGGCAGUGGGAGGGGCUUGGGGAGUUCGUGGAGACUGUGCGGGAGAGCGUUGGGGAGUUGAACGAUCAGCGCGAUGAUGGUGCCAUUGACCCUACUACGGUCGCACGCAUCGAUGAGCUCAUCGGUCAAGUCCCCGAGGUCGCGGAGUUCACGCCUUAUCUGGAGACCUUCGCAGAAGAGUGGGAAGUGUACUACAAGAAUCAUCGCCGCUUACACCGCCGCGGACAGCAUCAGCUGCUACGCGCGCAGGGCUCCUCCAAAAGCGGUCUUCCAGAGGACGAGGAGAGUGCAGCGCAAGAGGCGCACCUCUCCGUGCCUUUGGACUACUUUUCCGACAGCUUCUCCUUAGAGCAGCACCAGAUCUUCCGGCAGCCACUGGAAAGCGCGGUGGACAUGCAGGAGGAGAUACACUCGCAGCUCUCCGGGUACAUGGAUCUUGUGGAGGUGUCACUCUUCGAGCACAUCCGCAAAGCGCAGCGCUAUCGACUCUUCGACUCCUUAGCUGACCUCAAUGAGCCUCUGCAGCAAGACCUGUCCGGUUCGCUGAGUGUCAUCCGGUCCCUUCGCGGGCAGCUGAAGGAGGUGCAGAAGCUUCAGCUGCAGUGCAGCUUGGAGAUCGGCAAGCUGGAGCGGAGGAAGCGUCGUGUGCACGAUGUUCUGCAGCGUUUGGACUGCCUGGAGCACGUAAGGCAAUGCCGACCGUCCAUUCAGAUGCUCCUCCAGGGCCGCGACUUCAUCACAGCACUGGACCUCAUUGACAGUACGACCUCGGCCUUUGAUGCGAAUCUCCAGGGGGUGGCCAGUGCCACGGCGACCUGGAACCAACUCGAGGACCUCGGUGAGACCUUCGAUCGGGCUGUCGAGGCCGAGUUCGUCCACCACUCUACCGAGGCACUUCUGCAGCCGGCGAUGCCUUCCGAGAACUCCGGUGAGAACGAUGCCGAUGCAGAGGCCGAGGUGCGACUCAGGCGCUUGUGUCAGUGCCUGGCGUCGCGCAACCGCCUGCGCUCGGCUCUCAAUCCCACCUUGCGUGACGUGCUCCUAUCCCAUUUGAAGAAGGCCCUCAAACUCCGUGCCCGGAACUUGUUGGAGGAGCUGGGGACGCAGGGGAGCAGUCUUGAGGUCAACGAGCAGGACGAGCCGGAAGCUGCUGAGGAGAAUCCUGCAUCUUCCCCUCGCCAGGAGGCCGAGACGGCAAGGUCACCCGUGGCAGAGCAGACCGAGGCGCAAUCGUCGCAGGGCCUCCGAAGCGGCGAGCCCGGAGGUGCAGUGGCAGGGAUCUCUUCUGCUCUUUGUGCACUGUCCUUUGACAGCUUCCUGGAGUUUUGGAAGCAGUUGCUGGGCUUGGUACUCGUCAUGGCCAACCACAUGAGCGACUACUCGCUCCGGAUUUACAGCGUCGUGGAAGAGGCCAAGACCCGGCAGACGGAUGAGACAGCUGCCAAGUUGCUGCUGGAGGUCAUAGCUGUGGAGCUUCAGAGGCUUCAGGAGGUGACGGUGACACAGGCCUUCAAGAUUGCGGGUGCGUUGCUCCAGGCUCGGAAGGCCGAGCAUCAAGGGCUGAAAAUGGUCGACUGGAAUCUCUUCUUGGACUCCACGCAGACCAUGCUCGGCCAGGUGCAGGAGGUGCAGAAGCAGUGCUACCAAAAGAUGAAGCUCAAUGAUGCAUCUGGGGCGGUAGAUGUCCAUGCGGGGCUGCGCGCCACCAUGAACGCCCAGACGAAGAGCAUCAUCGAGGAGUUUCACCAGAAGUGCAUGGUGCAAACGAAACAGGUACUUGAGCAGGAGAGAUGGGAACGCACCGAUGUUCCUGUUCAGUACCGGCGAAUCGUCAACCGCCUCCUUGGUGCUGACAGCCUGUCAGCACCGCAGGGUGAUGGUAGUCAAGCGGAGGAGGGUCUCACCCCGUCCGCGCAGUCGGUGGAGCGAUACUUGCACGUUGAGGGCACCCACUUCUUGGUCGUCCCUGCAGUGCUAACCUUGGUUCAGCUGCUCGGGGAUUAUGUCAGCCUCUGCCAUGACUUCAGUGACAUGAUGGCAGAGAUUGUGCAACGCAUGUGCCAGCUCCUGCGGCUCUUCAACAUGCGGGCACAGAAGCUGGUGCUCAACGGCCAGGCCGUGCAGCACAAGGUGCUUCCGAAGAUUACCGCCGCGAACUUGGCCCUUUGCAGCCAGUGCUGCGCCGUGGUGAUGCAACUCCUUCCGUUGCUCCAGACCCGCCUCAAUGAGAUCUCUCGCAGCGCCCACGGCGAGGCGCGCGGAGCCAUGGUCGCGGCAUUGCUCAGUGACCUCUCCAAGAUAGUCACAGAGUACACCGAGCAUCGGACGGCACUCUUCGGGAAGCUCAGCGAUCUUCUCAAAAAUGCCUACGAGAACCAUGCCAAGAGGUGGCUCGGUGCACCACAUGGGCGGCAAGGCGAUCCGAGCCUUUUUCAGGGCGAGGAUGCCGUCGCGAGGCUGCAAAAGAGCGAGUCCAUUGCGAAUGGCCACGAAGCUCUGGAAGGUCUCGUGAAGGACGUCACCGCCAUGUACCGAGUCCUACUGCGGAAUCUCAACUACGACAGUGUGAGGCGGAUCUUUGCACGCGCGUUCGAGGACAUCGCCUCCGUGUUUCAGCAGAGGUUGGAUCAAGACAUUGCGGCCCCUUCGACGAACUACUCCGACGGUGUUGGCUGCUCGCUUGGCGACCGGCUGCUGCUAGACUUUGCUUACCUCUACACAGAGCUGGAGAAGCUCACAGGUAUCACCACGCCGCUCGAGCGGCUUGUGUGCGAUUUGGUCCAGCAUCUUCUGACAAAGCUUCCGGAGGAUGCGUUGAGAAGACCACAUCCGAUAGUGCUCGAGGUUCUUCGGAGCUCCGGGCGUCUGCCGAGAUAG